CAGAGGUUGUUGAGGGAUGAUCUCCCUUUAACACUAGUACCUGUGUCCACAUCUUUAAGAAGUCUAGGAUCUAGGAUAAUUCUGUAUGGGUGUAUGAAUGAGGAUGGAACCAUGGACAGCGCCUGUAGGACCAGCAGUUCCAAGCACCAUCAGCUCCUGGGCUUUCUGAUGGCUUCUGAGACUACUUUGUAAGAGUUUGGGAUCAAUAGGCUGAAGCAGGAAGAGAUAAGAAAAGGAUUGCUUCGGCCAGGCAAGAUGCCGGUCUUAAAGAAGAACUCGCUGGAAAAGGCAGCAGCCAAAAGCUGCGAUGACUCGGAGAGUUUACCCAAGCUCCCCGUUCCUCCUCUUCAACAAACCAUGGAUAUGUAUCUCAGAUGCAUGAAACAUCUCGUAACGGAGGAACAAUAUAAGAAAAGCAAAACAAACGUGGAGAAAUUCAUGAUGCCCGGAGGCGUCGGAGAGAUGUUACAGCAAAAACUACUGGAGAAAAGAGAGAAAACCGAGAACUGGAUACAUCAAUACUGGCUCGAUGACAUGUACCUUCAUAAUCGUCUUCCACUCCCAGUUAACUCCAGUCCAGCAGUAAUAUUUUCCCGUCACAACUUCCAGGACGUCAACGACCACUUGAGGUUCACGGCCAACUUAAUCUCCGGAGUGCUCGAUUACAAGACGCUUUUGGAUUUGCGUGCAUUGCCUAUGGACUAUGCCCGUGGGCAGCUGUCUGGGCAACCUAUGUGCAUGAAGCAGUACUACGGACUCUUCUCUUCAUAUCGACUUCCAGGAGGGACCAAAGAUACCUUAGUGGCUCAGGAGAGUAGCGUCAUGCCCGAACCUGAGCAUAUUAUUGUUGCAUGCAACAACCAGUUCUUUGUCUUGGACGUCGUUAUAAACUUCCGACGCCUUAGUGAUGGGGAUCUGUUCACUCAGCUCCUGAAGAUAGUCAGGAUGGCAGAAAACGAAGACGAGAGACUUCCUCCGAUUGGGUUAUUGACAAGCGAUGGCCGGUACGAGUGGUCCAAGGCAAGAGAGAUGUUAAUGAAAGAUUCUACAAACCGUGACUCUCUUGAUAUGAUUGAGAGAUGUAUGUGCUUAGUAUGCUUGGACGCACCAACUGGGAUGGAACUGAAUGAUACCAACCGGGCUCUGCAGCUUCUGCACGGAGGCGGUUAUGAUAAAAACGGCGCAAACAGGUGGUACGACAAACCCAUGCAGUUUGUGGUGGGGCGAGAUGGAGUAUGUGGGACCAUUUGUGAACAUUCUCCUUUUGAUGGGAUUGUCCUGGUACAAUGCACAGAACAUCUGCUGAAAUAUAUGAAAAGCAGUCCCAAAAAAUUAGUGAGAGCAGAUUCCGUCAGCGAGUUGCCAGCUCCGAGAAGACUUCGGUGGAAAUGUUCUCCAGAAAUUCAAGGGCACUUGGCAUCAUCAGCAGAGAAGCUCCAAAGGAUAGUAAACAAUCUCGAUUUCACCGUUUAUAAGUUUAAAAAUUAUGGAAAAGAGUUUAUCAAGAAACAAAGAAUGAGUCCUGAUGCUUAUAUCCAGGUGUCUCUCCAGCUUGCAUUUUACAGGUGCCACAGAAAACUGGUGCCUACCUACGAGAGCGCCUCCAUCAGACGAUUUCAAAUGGGAAGAGUGGACAACAUCAGAUCUUCAACUGCUGAAGCGUUAACGUUUGUAAAAGCAAUGGUGGAUGGGAGAACAGCAGUGCCGGAGUCUGAGAAGAUGCAGUACCUCCGAGACGCCAUACAGGCUCAAACAAACUACACAAUUCUGGCCAUUACCGGGAUGGCCAUAGACAACCACUUAUUAGCGCUGAGGGAGUUGGCUCGGGAACACUGCGAGGAGAUGCCCGACCUCUUUACAGAUGAGACGUACCUGUCCAGCAACCGGUUCGUUCUCUCCACCAGUCAGGUUCCUACCACAAUGGAGAUGUUCUGCUGCUACGGCCCGGUGGUUCCAAAUGGCUACGGCUCCUGUUAUAACCCUCAGCCGGAGCACAUUCUCUUCUGCAUCUCAAGCUUUCGGGAAUGCAAGGAGACAUCCUCGACAAUGUUUGCCAAAGCCGUGGAAGAAAGUCUCAUUGCCAUGGCAGAUCUGUGCACAAAGUAUAAUACCAAACCCGACACGCCAGUGAAGGAGAGAAAAAACGCGUCACGAAAUGGACAUAAGCCAUAGCUAUAAAAAAAAAAAAAAUAGAUAUAUUACUAGAUUAUUUAUUUUCCAUAAAUGCCAUAUUUUUGUGAAUGUUAGUAUUAUAUAUUUUAGGAAACAAAAUGUGGCUAAUACAGUAAAAGUAGGUAGAAACCUAGAGAAUGCUAGAGAGGAAAUUUAAAUCACCUGAA
Spea bombifrons (plains spadefoot toad) is the source of this 2339-nucleotide messenger RNA. It is a transcript of the gene CHAT, whose product is annotated as choline O-acetyltransferase. Gene Ontology annotation, cellular component: cytoplasm; neuron projection. The transcript is spliced from 15 exons. The record is from RefSeq and is a predicted model, not a curated record. Lineage: Eukaryota; Metazoa; Chordata; Amphibia; Anura; Pelobatidae. Gene Ontology annotation, biological process: acetylcholine biosynthetic process; neuromuscular synaptic transmission. Gene Ontology annotation, molecular function: choline O-acetyltransferase activity. The coding region runs from base 256 to 2172 and encodes 638 amino acids.